AUGCACAUUCACCCACCUCCGCUCCAUCGCCGCCCCUCCGCGCCCGGUCUGCACGACACCCUCCGCUCCGGCCUCGCGCCCAACCCCCUCGACACCGUCGCCCCCAAGUCCUCCUCUUCUUCUGCUUCAGCCUCAUCCCUCCCCAUCUCAUCCCACCCCUUGGAAUCGCGUCUCAAGCAAUGGGAAGCCACGCGCGAAGCGCUUCGUAUGGAAACCCUCCGUCGCACCUUUGGCAUGGCGGAGCCUAUCCGUCGGCAGAUGGAGCUGAAGAUUGUCCGGGACGGAGAAUGGAAGCCGUUGGCUUUGGGGGGCAGCCAGGGCGUGAUGGGCGGUAUGGGGAAUGUGCAUGAGGAGAUUCUGAUGGGUAGGGAUGGGGAUAUUACGUGGGAGGAUGUCUAUAGUGGUGAGGAUUCGAGGGUGGAGGUGUCCGUGCAGGAGGAGAUGGAGAGGAAGUUGAGGAUUUCGGCUUAA
Molecule: messenger RNA, 471 nt
Organism: Sordaria macrospora k-hell
Lineage: Eukaryota; Fungi; Ascomycota; Sordariomycetes; Sordariales; Sordariaceae
Source: RefSeq, a predicted model, not a curated record